This is a messenger RNA of Aspergillus nidulans FGSC A4, 1598 nucleotides long. Its product is annotated as Zn(II)2Cys6 transcription factor. Bases 69 to 1598 code for a protein of 509 amino acids. Gene Ontology annotation, cellular component: nucleus. Lineage: Eukaryota; Fungi; Ascomycota; Eurotiomycetes; Eurotiales; Aspergillaceae. The transcript is spliced from 2 exons. Gene Ontology annotation, molecular function: DNA binding; zinc ion binding; DNA-binding transcription factor activity, RNA polymerase II-specific. Gene Ontology annotation, biological process: DNA-templated transcription; regulation of DNA-templated transcription. The record is from RefSeq and is a predicted model, not a curated record.
ACCUAACACGCCUGCCGCAGAUUAAUCAAAUCAAUCAAAUGUGACCAUUCAUCCUUUAGACUUAUAGCAUGGAAAAGCCCAAGAGCAUCCGCAUCGGCUCAACAAAAGUACGCACUGGCUGCAUUACCUGCAAAUCUCGGCGGAUCAAAUGCGACGAAGGCAAACCAACCUGCCGCAACUGUAUCCGCUCCAAGCGCUCCUGCACCUACGCCAACAAUCAUGAUGGCAAACCCAAUCUGCGCAUCGUGGUGUACACGCCGCGAGCGACAUUCGCGGCCACCAGCGCCGAAAAACACAGCCUCGAUUUCUUCUUAGCCCAGAUGCGCACUCGCUUUCCGAUCCAUUUUUCUCAGCGCGUUCUGCAGGCGGCGCAUCGCGAGGAUGUCCUUGCGCACGCGAUCAUUGCUCUCGGAGCGAUGCAGCAGUGUUUCGAGUACGAUGAUGCUAGUGCGAUCGGGGCUUGGAGUCCUUUGGCGACAUUUUCGAUGCAGCAUUACGGCAGGGCAUUACGGUUAUUGCAGGAGCGUGUGAAUGAGGCUUUCAUUCUACACCCUCGUACAAAAGGACGGGGGAGAGCGGCUGGCGCUGAGACUGGAGCCGGGGCUGGUGCGGAGCCGGAUUUGAUUCUCAUCUCAUGCAUUUUUUUUGCCUGCUUCGAGUGUCUACGGGGCUCGACGCAGGCGGCUAUUGUCCAUAUGCGCUCUGGGCUGAACCUGCUACGGGAGUACGAGCGGGACCCCAGAACAGGGUCAAUAAUCCCCAAACGCACGAUGCGUUCGCUCUUCACACGCCUUGAUAACCAGCUUAUUGAGAUGCGCGGAAGUAGUCUGAGCAUGGCCUCGUCGGAUGAUAACCUCGAGGUCGUAGCGCGCGAUCCUUUGCCAGAAGAUGAUGUGCAUGAUUCACUAAAUGCCUUAUGGAACCAUAUUUUACACGGAAUGCUCGACUCGGCACGCGCCUUAGCGAAGGGGGAGGCGCCUAGCCCUUCCAUCUCGACGCCCCAGGCGGAUGUGCGGGAAAACAUGAAGCAGCUCCAUCAUACCUUUACUCGUCUCUGCAUCUCCUCAACAUCACCAUCAUCACCGCCGCCACCAGAGGGGGUCGACUACGGCCAAGACCCCGACAUCCUCCGCAUCUGGUUCCUGCUGUCACCUAUGCUUUUGACAAGCAACACCUGGGACCCGGCGGAUGCAUGGGGCCCACACAACGACAACUUCGCGCGCAUCGUCGCCAUCGCCGAAGCCUAUCUCGCCCGAUGUGCUGCAGCAAACCCAUCCCGAAGACGGACUUUCGCAUUUUCGCUGGGUAUUGUUCCGCCUCUCACACUUACCGCGACACGAUCGCGUGAUCCGCGCGUACAGCAGAAAGCACUGUACUUGCUAAGCAUAUGUAAUCGCCGCGAAGGGAUCUGGGACUCCAAGGUCAGCGUACAGUUUGCGCUGAAGACGAUUGAAAUGGAUCAGGAAGUGCGGGACCAACCGACUGAGGAGCAGGCGGCGACAAGACUGAAGAAUCGGGCUGCCGCGUUUGAUGAUAUCCUUGUUGACGAUGACGAUGAGCGGUUAGUUAAGCAUGAGCCGGAGGAGGAUGAUGGAUAG